AUGAGUGGGCCACUCGUCUCUGGGUCCUGCUCAGGCCCGGAAGAGGUUUCUGAGCUGAAGUCUCCGCUGAGCUCUAGGUUCAGGGAACCUCUCACCCACGCUCGGUUCCAGGAGCUUUUUGGGGGCGCAGAGGAGGCGGAGCUACCGGCGGAGCCCUGCCUACCCUGGCUGUGCAGGCUGCUGCGGAGGAGGCGAGCCUGCGGCUUCUGCUCUGGGCCGGGGGCGUGGCGCGUGCUGCUGGCUCGGGUCCCCCCGCUGCGCUGGCUGCCCCAGUACCGCUGGCGAGCCUGGCUUCUAGGGGAUGCUGUGGCCGGAGUGACCGUGGGCGUCGUGCACGUGCCCCAGGGUAUGGCCUUUGCCCUCCUGACCUCGGUGCCCCCGGUCUUCGGACUCUACACUUCUUUCUUUCCGGUUCUCAUCUACAGUCUGCUGGGCACCGGGAGACACCUGUCCACUGGAACUUUUGCAGUCCUCAGCCUCAUGACCGGCUCUGUGGUCGAGCGGCUGGUGCCCGAACCCCUGGCGAGGAACCUCAGCGGCGUUGAAAGGGAGCAAUUGGAAGCCCGGAGAGUUGGGGCGGCAGCGGCUGUGGCCUUCGGGAGUGGGGCGCUGAUGCUGGCGAUGUUCGCGCUGCAGCUCGGUGUCCUGUCCACCUUUUUAUCCGAGCCUGUGGUCAAGGCGCUGACCAGCGGGGCCGCGCUGCACGUGCUGGUGUCGCAGCUGCCCAGCCUCUUGGGAUUGUCUCUCCCACGCCAGAUCGGCUGCUUUUCUCUCUUCAAGACGCUGGCCGCGGUGCUCACCGCACUGGCCCGGAGCAGUCCUGCGGAGCUGACCAUCUCAGCGCUCAGCCUGGCGUUGCUAGUGCCGGUCAAGGAGCUGAACGUGCGAUUCCGGGACAGGUUACCCACUCCGAUCCCAGGAGAAGUUGUCAUGGUGCUUCUGGCCACUGUGCUGUGCUUUGCCUCGUCCCUGGACACAAGAUACAAUGUCCAGGUAGUGGGACUAUUGCCUGGAGGAUUUCCCCAGCCCCUCUUCCCCACCCUGGAUGAGCUGCCCAGGAUACUGGCCGACGCGCUGCCCAUCGCCUUGGUUACUUUUGCCGUGUCCACCUCCCUGGCCUCCAUCUACGCAGACAAGUAUAGCUACACGAUUGACCCCAACCAGGAACUCCUGGCCCACGGUGUCUCCAACCUCGUCUCUUCUCUCUUCUCUUGUUUUCCCAACUCGGCCACACUGGCUACAACCAGCUUAUUGGUGGAUGCUGGUGGGAACACACAGCUGGCCGGCCUCUUCUCUUGCAUAGUGGUUCUCUCGGUGCUCCUGUGGCUGGGGCCUUUCUUCUACUAUCUGCCCAAGGCUGUCCUGGCGUGCAUCAACAUCUCCAGCAUGCGCCAGAUGUUCUUCCAGAUGCAGGAACUGCCACAGCUAUGGCACAUCAGCCGCGUGGACUUUGCUGUGUGGAUGGUCACAUGGGUGGCAGUAGUGACUCUGAAUGUGGACCUGGGCCUGGCUGUGGGUGUGGUCGUCUCUAUGAUGACGGUGGUCUGCCGAACUCAGAGGGUGCAGUGCCUGGCGCUUGGAUUGGCUGAGGGGACUGAGCUCUACAGGCCACUCAGAGAGAGCCACAAGCUCCUCCAGGUUCCGGGUCUCUGUAUCCUGAGCUAUCCCACACCACUCUACUUUGCGACCCGUGGGCAGUUCCGCCACACCUUGGAGUGGCAUCUGGGGUUUGGAGAAAGAAGCAAGGUGAGGGUUUUGGUCAGGGAGGAGUGGCCCUCUGGGAUUGGGAGCAGUCUCCAAAGCUGGGUGGUCUGCCUGAUAAAGGUGAGUCUGGAUGACAGAGAGGGAGAUUUGCCUGUGAACCGAAGAGGCGUCUGGGUACUCCUGCCUUCUCCCAUCUUAGGUGCUGAGCCCGUCAGGGUGAUGAUCCUAGACUUCAGCGGCAUCAGCUUUGCAGAUGCUGCGGGGGCCAGGGAAGUGGUACAGCUCACCAGGCGAUGCCAGGAUGCCGGGAUCUGUCUCCUCCUGGCUCAGUGCAAUGCCUUGGUGCUGGAGACCUUGACUCGGGCUGGACUCUUGGAUAGAAUAACUCCAGAACAACUCUUUGUGAGUGUCCAGGACGCGGCCGCGCAUGCGCUGGAGAGACUGAAGCCCACUGGCCCGAAGAUCUGCACAGUAUGGGUCUGACCAAGGUCACCCGGAGUGUGAGAGGGCCCAACAGUAUGUGUGUGAGGAAGGCCACGGCCCUUGAGCCCCCCGCCAAAUGCAACCAAUAAAAUGAAGCUGAGACUA
Molecule: messenger RNA, 2292 nt
Organism: Peromyscus eremicus (cactus mouse)
Lineage: Eukaryota; Metazoa; Chordata; Mammalia; Rodentia; Cricetidae
Product: solute carrier family 26 member 10
Exons: 17
Coding region: 1-2187 (728 amino acids)
Biological process (GO): transmembrane transport
Cellular component (GO): membrane
Molecular function (GO): chloride transmembrane transporter activity; sulfate transmembrane transporter activity; bicarbonate transmembrane transporter activity
Source: RefSeq, a predicted model, not a curated record